Colletotrichum godetiae is the source of this 471-nucleotide messenger RNA. RefSeq lists its product as uncharacterized. The transcript has 2 exons. The record is from RefSeq and is a predicted model, not a curated record. Bases 92 to 343 code for a protein of 83 amino acids. NCBI's taxonomy places the organism in Eukaryota, Fungi, Ascomycota, Sordariomycetes, Glomerellales, Glomerellaceae.
GGGCAUCGAUAUCGAUAUUCCCGUCACCUUCGUUGGUGGGAGGUCAAAGAUAAAAACGUCACCCAGAGACUAGACUGCCCGUCAUCUGCCGAUGCCAAUUUCACCUUGUAACCUUAUCUGGUCUGCCACCAUAGUCCUCUUGAUCCGACUCGUCAUUUCGCCGCACCAAUCUGGCCCACGUUCGCAUACCAUGAGCAGGACAGGCAUCAACAGACGAACGUCUUCUCAAACUCACCAACUAUGCCUCGGCCACAACCAAUAUUCCUCGUCUACAUCGCAUAACAUUCUGGGUUGCGUCGACGACCAGUCACCAGGGAUCGGCAAAACCAGCAGACUUUUGUGAAGCUCUGUUUGUCUUCCAUCCUGCUGCCCCAACAAACUGAAAGUGCGGGUUAUCCUAGUAGCACUUGUGGUACACCUGCAACCACUUGAUACUUGCCUCCGCUCCGAUUCGCAUAUUGCUUGCAGUCG